This is a messenger RNA of Gossypium arboreum, 916 nucleotides long. RefSeq lists its product as uncharacterized. Lineage: Eukaryota; Viridiplantae; Streptophyta; Magnoliopsida; Malvales; Malvaceae. Gene Ontology annotation, cellular component: ribosome. Bases 23 to 916 code for a protein of 297 amino acids. The record is from RefSeq and is a predicted model, not a curated record. Gene Ontology annotation, molecular function: structural constituent of ribosome. The transcript is spliced from 7 exons. Gene Ontology annotation, biological process: translation.
UGGAUCCCGAACAGAAGAAUUAAUGUCUCGAGGUAGUUCUGGUGGAUUGCCGGUUCCAGGCUUGUCUCCAUUGGCUGGAAUGGUCUCUACUUCUUAUAGUAGGUGUAUGACAACAGCUGCCUCGACUACUAUGGAUUCUUCUGAAUCAGUAACUGAUGUGCCUCCUCGAAUUAAAUUAAAGAGGCUUGAUAAAACUGCCAAGCACAUAAUGCAGAUACUGGAUAAGGAAGCCGUGGAGGAAGUGAAGGGGCAGAGGAAGAUACUUGACAUAAAACCUGGCUACAUUGUGCAACUGAAAGUGGUCUUACCUGAAAACAAGCGACGAGUUUCAACUGUAAAAGGGAUUGUUAUCGCUAGACGUAAUGCUGGCCUAAACACUACAUUCCGAAUAAGGAGAAUGGUAGCAGGAGUUUGGGUUGAAUCUCUCUUCCCACUGUAUUCCCCUAACAUAAAGGAGAUAAAGGUGGUGGACAAGAAGAAAGUGAGAAGAGCGAAGCUUUACUAUAUCAGGAGUAUAGGGAGCCGUCGGGUAUGCUCCUCUGCUUGCACUAAGACAGUACAGAUCCAGACAGUUUACACCACCAACAUAUGGAAACUAGAAGUUGAAAAACUUAGAAAAGGGAAAAACAAGGCUGAAGAGGACUUGAACAGUUUGAAAACGGAGUAUAAGAAGCUGCGUAGAUCAAUGAGAACUGCUGGGUUAGGAAAAACAUCGGAACAGUGGCAACAGGAAGUUAAAGAAGAACAAAGCAAAGCUAACCAAUGGGAAGAAAAAUUCCGGGAUGCUCAAGCUCGAGAAGCUUGCCAAAAUCCAGCAAGAUAUGAGGGACCAUAUGUUGGAGUCCCAGAAAAGCAUGAUGGACCAAUUAACUCGUCUAUUGGCUGGUGGAUUAGAAAAAAGGGAAAAGCCCUUUGA